AUGCCGCGCGUAUCUUCUUUAUCUCAAGAGCAGCGCCGCCAAGCUGCACUUAGACGAAGCCGAUCCCAAUAUGCUCAAAAUGCGUCUGAAAUAAGGACCCGCAAUGCGCGGCACAUUGCCUUGGCCCGCGCAAGUAAUUUAGAGGUAGCAGAAGUAGCUCGCUCGCAAAAUUCCGCUGCUCGCUCUCAAAGAAGGAGAAGUGAAAGGAUUCGAGCCAGCGAACGAUUGAGGAAUACUGCCAAUCGCGCUACCUGGAGAUCGAUCGAGGAAAAUCGAGGACCCGAACGCGCACGGGACGCUGCAGCCCACGCCAGGGUCAGGUCGAAUUCGGAAGAGCGACGACGACAGCAAGUGCAGAAUACUGCAGCGCACGCAAUCACUAGGUCGGAUUCCGAGGAGCGACGACGACAGCAGGUGCAAAAUACUGCUGACCAUGCUACCUGGAGAUCGAUCGAGGAGAAUCGAGGACCUGAACGCGCUCGGGAUGCUGCAGCCCACGCCAGGGUCAGGUCGAAUUCGGAAGAGCGACGACGACAGCAAGUGCAGAAUACUGCAGCGCACGCAAUCACUAGGUCGGAUUCCGAGGAGCGACGACGACAGCAGGUGCAAAAUACUGCUGACCAUGCUACCUGGAGAUCGAUCGAGGAGAAUCGGAGACCUGAACGCGCUCGGGAUGCUGCAGCCCACGCCAGGGUCAGGUCGAAUUCGGAAGAGCGACGACGACAGCAAGUGCAGAAUACUGCAGCGCACGCAAUCACUAGGUCGGAUUCCGAGGAGCGACGACGACAGCAGGUGCAAAAUACUGCUGACCAUGCUACCUGGAGAUCGAUCGAGGAGAAUCGAGGACCCGAACGCGUUCGGGAUGCUGCAGCUCACAGGAUCACAAGGAACAACCCCAUCGCUAGGACACAGCAGCAAAGGACCAACACAGUGCAUCAUCGGGAAACUCGUCUUCAGAGGAGACUUCGGGAGCAGCAAAUUCAGGAAAUGGCUGAGGAGCGACUAUUGACUUAUAGGUCUAAUUCACAAAAUCGACAGGCGGAAUCUUCAAGGCAGUCACAGCGCAAUAUUGCUGGAAGAGCACAACUUUCGGAGGAUGAACGAGAGGAUCAACGGGAACGCCAGCGACGGAGGAGUCGAGCUACUGCGAGGGAACAAUAUCUACGUAACAUUAAGGACGGACCAACAAAGUUUUGUACGUGCUGUGGAGGAACGUGGUUUCCAUCUCAGCUGUGCGAUAUUUGGUUAGCACUGAGCUCUACAGGAAGCACAACAUAUCCUUUGACGGUGAUUGGCUCAAUCAAAUGGGUGCUGAAGAAGAGAUACCUUUCAUCGCAGAUGAAUCUGACCGAGAAGUUGUAG
Molecule: messenger RNA, 1362 nt
Organism: Drosophila takahashii
Lineage: Eukaryota; Metazoa; Arthropoda; Insecta; Diptera; Drosophilidae
Product: trichohyalin-like
Source: RefSeq, a predicted model, not a curated record